Molecule: messenger RNA, 786 nt
Organism: Dentiscutata erythropus
Lineage: Eukaryota; Fungi; Glomeromycota; Glomeromycetes; Diversisporales; Gigasporaceae
Source: the annotation of a GenBank genome assembly
AUGAUUUCUACAGUUUUACAUCAGCGUGCACGUUUCAUGAAUUCUCCUUCAUUAAAGAUUUCACUUUCCAAAUGUAAAUUCAAUCUUGCUGCAUCUAUUCCAACUUUAAAACAACUUAACAUUAUACCCAUUCGUUGUCACACUACGAAUUCUCUGCUAAAUAAACACAAUGAUUCACAUAAAGCCUUAAACUCUUUGAAUAAAUCUUUUUUAGAUUGUAAACGCAGAUAUCAAACUAAUAGUUCAAAACUCAGAAAAGUGAAACAAUCAAAAAAUGGUAUAGUCGAACGAGAGAAAGUUAAGGGAUGGGGCGAAUUAUCAACCGGACAAAAAGCUGCAAGAGCUGCUAAGGCAACGACAAAUAUUAGCGUAAUCGUGAUAGGAGUUAGUGUUUUUGGUGUAUUGUUAUAUUACGUUAUGUCGGAACUUUUUGGGCCAAAAAGCUCUACUAAAGUUUUUAAUGAAUCAUUGGAAAAAAUUAGAACCAAUCCAGAAUGCCAGAAAGUUUUAGGUACACCAAUAAAAGGUCAUGGAAUGCCGAUUCCAAAUUCAAGACUACGUCAUCCUAGAGCCCGUCUUCGAGAUGUGAUAAACACGGAUGGCACACCACAUCAAAUAAUGCAAUUUUAUGUCGAAGGUCCUUUAACUCAUGGAAAUGCAUUAUUGGAUAUGAUUAAGGACGAUCAAGGAAAUUGGGUUAUAAAAUAUUUAGUUGUCGUUAUACCUGGGUAUGGUAGACGCAUUUAUAUUGAAUACCAUGGUGAUGUGAAAGAUAAAGAAAAUUGA